Colossoma macropomum (tambaqui) is the source of this 1159-nucleotide messenger RNA. RefSeq lists its product as uncharacterized. Gene Ontology annotation, cellular component: extracellular region. The record is from RefSeq and is a predicted model, not a curated record. The transcript is spliced from 3 exons. The coding region runs from base 236 to 634 and encodes 132 amino acids. Gene Ontology annotation, molecular function: hormone receptor binding; hormone activity. Gene Ontology annotation, biological process: receptor guanylyl cyclase signaling pathway; cGMP biosynthetic process. NCBI's taxonomy places the organism in Eukaryota, Metazoa, Chordata, Actinopteri, Characiformes, Serrasalmidae.
CACAAUUCACACUACAAAUCAAAUUCAGUGAGAGAGAGAGAGAGAGAGAGAGCAAAGGAGGAGGAGAGAAAGGGAUGCUCUUAGCAGGUGCCAAAUAUUGAGAGAGAGGAGAAAGAGAGAAGCAGACAGACAGAGAGAGUGAAGGGGAUGAACACUCAGCCACAGGUUUUCACACCAACAAUCUCUGGUCUGUAAAAGUCUGUGAGUUCGGAAUCGUGCGUGUAUCUUCUGCGCGAUGCUGUGUUCGGCUGUCCUGGCAGUGCUGCUGGUCUUGCUGGCCCCGCUGGACCCCAGCCACGCCCGAAGCCUGCACACCCCCGACCAGGCCAUGCAGGUCAUUGAGCAGUUCCUUGAGCGAUACAAUGACCUUUUGGCAUUAGAUGAUUUGGAAAAUCUCACCAGUGACCACCCAGAGGAGCCCGUGCAAGCAUUUAAUUCGGGGGUGAAAGUGGCAGAGUAUCCCAAAUGGAUUGACAUCCCUACUCAGAAUGAAAACUCCUGGCUCCGUCUCCUCAAGGGCACUCUGGCCAAUCAGAAGCGAGCCUUAUCAGACAGGUCUCGGAGGGGCUGGAAUCGUGGCUGCUUUGGCCUAAAAUUGGACCGGAUCGGCUCUAUGAGCGGCCUUGGCUGCUAAUGAUGGACAGAGGGACAAGACCAAUGGGAGGUGACUGUUCUGCUAAGCUUUAGAUAGAGGUUGCCUCCAAGAACAGAUCUAGAGCUAGUUUUACCCAUCUUAACUUACAUGGUCAGCAUCAGAACUUCUCUCAGAUCAGCUGUUGGGGGCAACUUCUAGCAGCUUCUAUUGAACAUGCAGUGGAAGACUCGAUAACUACAUGGGUGACCUCCUUAUGCUGUUUCUUUCACUCCGCUUGUGUCUUACUGUACUGUAAAUUGGUUUAUUACUAUUAAGUGCUGUAACAUUUUAGUGUCUAUUCGAGAUCUGUCUGUACUGUGAUGGUAGAGGAGUGAAAUUAAGCUCUGUUCACUUAUAUUAUUAUGUUAGAUAACGCAAAGAACAUUUUAUCUUUUGGAUUAUAGGGAACCAUUGGUAACUAUAUUUCAGACUGUUCUGGGGACAUGCAUGGUUAAUGUUCAAAAUUAACAUGGUUGACUUUUAUGUUUAUGUAUGUUUGGCAUGAAUAAAAUGUUUCUAAAAUCA